Molecule: messenger RNA, 1785 nt
Organism: Diuraphis noxia (Russian wheat aphid)
Lineage: Eukaryota; Metazoa; Arthropoda; Insecta; Hemiptera; Aphididae
Gene: bel
Product: ATP-dependent RNA helicase bel
Molecular function (GO): nucleic acid binding; ATP binding
Source: RefSeq, a predicted model, not a curated record
AAUCGUAGUACAGGCAUUAACUUCAAUAAGUAUGAAGAUAUUCCAGUUGAAGCAACUGGUGAAGAUAUACCCUCCCAUAUUAAUACAUUUGACGACAUUAAGCUGACAGAUAUUAUACGCAUGAAUAUUGCAUUGACUCGUUAUGAUACUCCAACUCCAGUUCAAAAGUAUGCUAUACCAAUUAUUGUUGGUCGCCGUGAUGUUAUGGCCUGUGCCCAAACUGGAUCAGGCAAAACUGCUGCAUUCCUGGUUCCCAUACUUAAUCAAAUUUAUGAAAAAGGGCCAGCCGCAUAUAGUGUUGGGCCUAAGCUACAGUCAAGACGUAAAUAUCCUCUUGGUUUAAUAUUAGCUCCUACUCGUGAAUUAGCUACCCAAAUAUAUGACGAAGCAAAGAAGUUUGCGUAUCGUUCUAGAGUGCGUCCUUGUGUUGUCUAUGGUGGUUCACAUGUUAUGGACCAAAUCCGUGAUCUAGAACAGGGGUGCCAUUUAUUAGUUGCUACUCCUGGCCGUUUAGUAGACAUGUUAGAGAGAGGUAAAAUUGGGUUAGAUUUUUGUCGAUACUUAGUUUUGGAUGAAGCUGAUAGAAUGUUAGAUAUGGGUUUUGAAACACAAAUAAGACGUAUUGUUGAGAAAGAUUCUAUGCCUCCUCCAGGUGACAGACAAACUUUGAUGUUCUCUGCUACAUUCCCUAAAGAAAUUCAAAUGUUAGCUAGAGAUUUUCUCGACAACUAUAUUUUCUUAGCUAUUGGUCGAGUUGGAUCAACAUCUGAAAAUAUAACACAAAAAAUUGUUUGGGUAGAAGACCGAAACAAGAGAUCCUAUUUAUUAGAUUUACUAAAUGCUACUCCAAUUAGAUCACAACCUGCUGAGUCUUUGAUAUUGGUGUUUGUUGAAACUAAAAAAGGUGCAGAUUCGUUGGAAGAAUUUUUGUAUUCCAAUGGUUAUCCUGUAACCUCUAUUCAUGGUGACCGAACACAACGUGAACGUGAAGAUGCAUUAAAAAGUUUCCGAUCUGGGAACACACCAGUCUUAGUUGCUACAGCUGUUGCAGCUAGAGGCUUAGAUAUACCUCAUGUAACACAUGUGAUUAAUUAUGAUUUACCAUCAGAUGUUGAGGAGUAUGUGCAUCGUAUUGGACGUACUGGCCGUAUGGGAAAUUUAGGUUUGGCCACUUCUUUUUUCAAUGACAAAAAUCGCAAUUUAACUAGAGACCUAAUGGAAUUAAUAACUGAAUCGAAACAGGAAUUACCUGGAUGGUUAGAAAGUAUGGCAUCUGACUUCAGAAUGAGCAGUGGAAGAAGAAGUAAUGGAUCAAAAGGAGGAAGUCGUUUUGGUGGUGCCGGUUUUGGUUCCCGAGAUUAUCGUACUACAAGCAGCAUGCCACCAUCACGUGGUAGUUCUKGUCCACCACGUAGAGACUAUGGAGGUGGCAGUAACAACGGAGGUGGAUUUUAUGGUGGUGGUAAUUAUGGAGGAUCAUACAAUAGUGGUGGUUCAGCUCCCAAUGGCAAUUCUUCUACUCAAGAUUGGUGGUCUCAGUCAUAAAUAUGUGAUUAUAAAUCAUCUAAUAUUUAUGUUGAGAUAUAGCUCUGAAUCUUCAUUAAAAAUGAGUAUUUAAAGGGAAAAAGAAAAUUAAGCAUUAUAUGUAAUUUCUAUUCAUAGUGUAAUAAUACAAAUUUGUUACAUUAAAUAAUUAUGACAAAACGCUGUACAUUUAUAUUAAGUUAUUUAUAGCUGAUGAAUUUGAGUAAGACAAAUAAAAUUCAUAAUCACUUUUGUAUUUUA